AUGCCAUUUGAAGACGUAAUAAAAGAGGUCGGUGAGAGCAUUGCCCAGGAGAAAAGCAAGCGAGCUAGACUGAAAGACCUGGACUUGAUUGUACUGGACAACUCAAUCCGUGAGAGCACCGUGGGUCAGCUGAGAGGGCACACGCUAGAAAACAAGUGGAAGAUUUACAACGAGGUGCAAAAGUGUGGAUUCAAGUUCAUCAUCGUAGCAGCCUUCUCGCACAUGACACGCGUCGACGACACCUUUCUUCGUGAGCUCGUGGCUAGAGGAGAAGACGUCAGCAACUUGUUUGCCUUCACUGAAGUUAUGGAAGCAGUGAAUGACGGUAUCCCUGACACUAAGACUACUCCAGUAGGCCUGAGCAAGAUGGAAUCGCUUGGAUUGAUCAAUCCCAUCAUCGAGAUAGAUCUCGCCAUCGAUUCCAUUAACUGGGAGGUCUUCACAGUCCAGGACAUGUGCAAGCUGCUGUCGGAAAGGAUUAAAUGGAGUAGAAGCAAGCUCUCCCCUGAUGCCAAGAUCAUGGUUAAUCUACGAGACUUCCCUGACUCUAUGGUGUAUCAGAUGGAGCGAUUGUUCACUGUUGUGGACUUCUUGGGAUCCUUGUCUGCUGCUGAGCGUCCUUUUGGGAUUCUGUUCGAGGAGCCAACUGGCAAGUUCUUACCAGAGGAAGUAGGAGCUUGGACUGCAGGUAAGAACGACAACAACAACAACAACAAAUAG
Messenger RNA from Orbicella faveolata, 720 nucleotides. RefSeq lists its product as uncharacterized. The record is from RefSeq and is a predicted model, not a curated record. NCBI's taxonomy places the organism in Eukaryota, Metazoa, Cnidaria, Anthozoa, Scleractinia, Merulinidae.